Molecule: messenger RNA, 2360 nt
Organism: Xyrauchen texanus (razorback sucker)
Lineage: Eukaryota; Metazoa; Chordata; Actinopteri; Cypriniformes; Catostomidae
Gene: hmga1a
Product: high mobility group AT-hook 1a
Exons: 5
Coding region: 155-451 (98 amino acids)
Biological process (GO): regulation of DNA-templated transcription
Cellular component (GO): nucleus; chromatin
Molecular function (GO): DNA binding; transcription coregulator activity
Source: RefSeq, a predicted model, not a curated record
UCCGCCCACCGUCCGUGUAUUUCCCGUGUGGAAGAGCCCGUGAAUCUCCCGAAAGCGAUUGUUGUCUUUCUUUCAUUCGCAGCAUUCACACCGCGUCGUGUUUUUACACGCAUUGGAGCUCUUCUUUUCUAAAGGGGUUUCCCAGUAAAACAACAUGAGUGAUUCUGGCAAGGACACUGUGGCUCAAAAAGAGAAAGAUGGAGCAGAGAAGAGAGGACGUGGAAGACCACGAAAAACCCCUCAGCAGGAACCAAGUGGAUCUCCAACACCGAAGAGACCCAGAGGAAGACCAAAGGGCAGCAAAAACAAGCCAAGUGGCGCUGUAAGCAAGAGCAAAAGAGCAGCGGCAGCUUCGGCACCUGCAGGGACGAAACGCCGUGGAAGACCCAAGAAAGUGGAGGAGGAGGAGCAGCCAUCUAAGUCCUCUGAGGAGGAGGAAGAGGAACAGUAAAUAGCAACUCACGCUACCUCACAAUCCAACGUUAUUUCUUCCUGUAGACCAGAGCUGGACUGAAUCCCUCCCCCUUACACUAGUGCAAACCCUCCUUCUCCAAUUCACCUGUACGCUCUAGUGCCCCCAAGUGUCAGGGAGCCCAGCACACUUCCUGCACCUUCUGUGUAACACCACUGGAAAAAAAAAAAAAGACUCAAAAUACUGUAUGUUCAUUCACGGAUGCAUGCAAACGUCUUGCACUCACUAGGUAAUUGGUUGAAAGCAUCUGUCAUUUUAUACUGGACAAAGAUAUGCUCCGAUGGCAACCUGACAUAAAAUGCUUGCGAAAUACUGAGAAUGUUUUUUUUUUUUUUCUCUGUACAAAAGUUCCAGGUGUCGGAAGAAUUCAAGUUCGUUAUUUUUACGAGAUCUUGCAGGCUGAGUGAAAUUCAUGUCAUUGUGUACUGGACAAAGGUGAAUUGACCUACUCGUUUGUUUUUACUUUGGUUGUGUGUGCGAUUUUUAACUCUGUCUCCAAAUAUACCUUUUAGCUACUCUGUGACUCGAGCUAGAAAUAAAAUUGUGUACUUUUGUGUGAUCAUAAUCUCUAGAGGACUUAACUCAUUGUAAUCAACAUAUUAUUAAAUGCUUUGUUUUGAUUUUCAUAUCACCCUCUGCUGACCAGUCACCAUGAAGAUUUCAAUAAUUCUUGAUACAUUUUGGUGGUGCGCAAAUGCUAUAUUUAUUUCCCCUUCAUUCUCGACACAAUCAGAUUUUGCCUAAUAGAUAUGCUAGGAAACCGUUUGCUUAUCUGGCCAUUUUUGGAAAUGUUGAAUUUGGCAACGACGUUCGCUUUUUAAUUUAGAGAUUGAAUUAUAGCAGAUUAAUCUUCAUUUUUAAAGGCACCACAAGUGAUUUUAGACACCAGCAAUGAUUUUUAAUUGUACAUCGGUCCCUAAUUUGAGAUCCGACAAACCAAGAUUUUUUUUUUUUUUUUUUUUUUUAAAUCAUUCCAUUUGCUCAAAUUCCUAUAACCUCCCAGCUACAUUACUCCUGUCCUCUUACAGUCCACUCAGACAGCUUUGAUUAUUUAGCUUUUUUUUUUUUUUUUUUUUGUUCUUGUUUGACGUGUUAAAUUCCAUGUCAGGGAACGCUGAUCUGUCCAGUGACUGGGUCUCCUCUCAGAACUUUGCUGCUACAAACAUGGUUAAUAAAACCCGGAAUACUGCAACCAGGUCAGUUCUACUCUGGACUUGACCGUCAUGUUCAUACCUCACUGUACAACAGCCUAUGAUGGAUUAACUCCUCUUCUUACCUGACGAUGUUCAACUGGUCUCAGUGCAGCCUUUGGCAAGAGUGUUUGUUUCUUUCCAAAUGCAGUGUCUGAUCCAUUCUCUUAGUGUGGUUUUCAGUUUGUCUUUAAGUUAUAACUGGUUUUGCUUACAGUGGUGUACACAUUAAUGAACAGAAACUCUUUGUUUUGCAUAUAUAUCCAUCUGGACAUGCCACAGGAAUUACUGCAUUUGAGUCAAAGGGAUUCAAAACAUGUUCACAGACUGUGGUAUAGAUAUAGGUUUUUAGUUUGUGUUUUGUAUACAUUACUCAUUUGGUGCACUGAAUUAAUUUCUUAAUUUGAUGUAUUAUGGACAAAAUGAUUUUGUCGCACCUAAAGGUUAGGGCUCCUCAUUUUGUAAUAAACUACAUCCUGCUAGUUGCUUAGCUCUGAGCCACCAUUUAAUAGAUUAUGGUACUUAAGUUUUUUUUUUUUUUUUUUAACAUGCCCCCUCAAUACUGAUGUCUUUUUAAUGUGCCCAUGCACAGAACUGGUUUGGGAUCAGUCUUUUCAAUGUAUGCACUCUGCAUUUUCUAUUGUAGACUGCAGGAAUUUAUUUUCAAAAUGGUAAUAAAGUAAAGGAUUCGUACAUAU